Molecule: messenger RNA, 2801 nt
Organism: Vitis riparia (riverbank grape)
Lineage: Eukaryota; Viridiplantae; Streptophyta; Magnoliopsida; Vitales; Vitaceae
Product: disease resistance RPP13-like protein 4
Exons: 2
Coding region: 144-2711 (855 amino acids)
Biological process (GO): defense response to other organism
Molecular function (GO): ADP binding; ATP hydrolysis activity
Source: RefSeq, a predicted model, not a curated record
ACCCAUUUUUUCCCUUCUUUCUUCUAUUCUUUUAAUAUCAUACCAUUCUCUCAAACGACUUGAGGAUUUGGGUCGUUGCAGAUUGGUCAUUUGAUGGGUUACGUACAAGCAUAAACUUCAUAAGAUUUGCUUAUUUGAAGAGAAUGGUGGAUGCUGUUGUUGCAGUAGCUUUGGAUCGUUUACUGCAAGUGCUCACAAGCCAAGGCCUUCAGUUCAUCAAAUUUGAUAGGGAGUUUGAGGAAGCGAGGACUGAGCUUCUAUACAUCAACAGCUUUCUCAAAGAUGCUGAGAAGGUCAAGCAGGUGAAUCAGAUGGAAAUGCUGAGAACCAUUAUGCAAGACUUGAGGGAGAUGGUGUAUGAUGUUGAAGACAUAAUGGAAGACUUUGAGCUUCACCGCUUAAAAUGCCAUGGAGGAUAUAAGCUGCACUGCAUGGGCUUUUCUUCAUUGUCCUCAAUGAAGUUCUAUUUUGAAAUAGGAAAGAGGUUGCGGAUGGUGAGAGAAAGAAUGACCAAAGCUAGAGGAAGAAUGACCCCAUACUUGGGGUGUGCUCUAGCCCUCCCAAGUCAAUGGCCAGAAUGGGGAAGGCAACCGUUAAGAAACCCAAUACUAGUUGAUGAAGCUGGAACAGUUGGGCUAGCAGAGGACCAAUGGAAGAUUGGAGAGUGUUUGCUGGAAGCAAGUGGCCAUUUGACAGUGAUUGGAAUUGUUGGAAUGGGUGGAACAGGGAAAACCACCCUUGCACAACAAAUUUACAAUGAUAGGAGCUUGAAAGAACAAUAUGGAUACACAAUCUUCCUUACUGUCUCCCAAAGUUUUGAACUAAAAGAGCUCAUCAGGACUAUGCUAAGAAAAUUGAAUGAGAGUGAAGAUUCCAUGAGAGGAGAUACUGCUGAUCUGUUAAGGACAUUGCAUAGCAAGCUGGACAAGAAAUACUUGAUUAUAUUGGACAAUGUUUGGGGAGCCGAUGAAGGGUUGUGGUGGGAAAGCUUGAAGUCAGGUUUUCCUCACAGAGCUGGUAGCUGUGUCAUUGUCACGACAAGGGAUGAGGAAGUAGCUAGAUCAAUGGGUGCCACCCACAGAUGCAUACAUCAUCUCAGACUCCUCUCAGAGGAGAAUGGCUGGUCACUGUUCUCUAAAGUGGUCUUUGAAAGAGAUGGGGGUCAAUGCCCAAAUAUGGAUUUGGAGGUUAUUGGAAAGGAGAUAGUUUCCCAAUGCAGGGGUCUUCCCCUGGCAAUUAAGAUUGCUGGGGGAAUGAUGGUGGGUAAAGAAAAAAGUGCCCACAGAUGGAGUCAAAUAUCAAAGCAUCUAAAACAAGAGUUGGCUACUCAUAAUAAAGAUAAGGUGAUUUUCUCCACACUUAGUUUGAGCUAUGAGGAGUUGCCUACACAUUUGAAACCUUGCUUUCUGUCCUUUGCCAUGUUUCCUGAGGACACUGAAAUUUUUGUGCAUACAAUGAUACAUUGGUGGAUUGGUGAGGGCUUCAUUAGGGAAAGGGAUGGAAAGACAGCAUUUGAGAUUGGAGAAGAAUGCAUUAAUGAACUGUUCUGCAGAUGUCUAUUACUAGGCUCAUCCAAAACUAUAUUUGAAACUAAUUUCUUUAACUGCAGAUUGCAUGACAUGGUAAGAGACAUGGUCAUAAAAAUUGCAAGAGAAGAAAAUUUCAUGUGCCUGGAUGACAAAGGACAGCCUUCGUUGUGUGUUCAAUCACGCAGAGGAGGCAUAUUGAGGAGCAUAAAUUUGGAGAGCUUUGAGGUCAAUUCCAAGUCGCUCAGGACUUUGGUUGGAAUGCACAUAGAGCCCUCUGUCCUCAAAACUAUGGGUCAAAACAUGUCCCAACUGAAGAGGUUGAGGGUUUUAGACCUUUUACUCUCAGCAACAUCUGAUGCUGAUCUUAUUGAUGAGAAUGUUUUAAGCAGGAUUGGGUUGCUGCAGCAUCUGAUUUGUCUCAAAAUAGAAAAUUGUAGAAUGAAAAAGCUCCCAAAUUCAAUCACAAAUCUUCGCAAGCUUCGAAUUCUACGCCUGUACAAUUGGCCUAAUUUGAGAAGACUCCCACCGAGCGUUACUACUUUGGAACAACUGAACAUAAUGCAGAUAUUUGGUUGUGAUUCAUUGGAAUGCAUGCCAAAGGGGUUCAGUAACCUCCAUAACCUUCAAAUUCUGUGGGGAUUUACACCUGGAAGUUGGAGACACAAAGAUGGAUGCCGGGUUGCAGAGCUGAGGCAUCUCAAUCAACUCAAAACUCUUUUCAUUGAAAUAAAGUCAGAGGAUCAAAUUGUAGAAGGUGAGUUGAACGUAUUAUCACAACUGCAAGACUUGAAGAUUAAAGCCAGUAAUGGAAGCAGUGGAUUGGCUGGUAAGAUUAAUGGUUGGUUUUCUUCCCUCCAACAGCUGGAAAAAUUGAGGCUUCAUGGUUUACAAGGAGUUACCACUCCAACAUGGCUCAAUCCAACUUCCCUUCCCAACUUGCCACAUCUUUCAAUUGUUUUCUCGGAGAGACUUGUGCACUUGAACCCCAUUUUCUGGGACACCCAGAAUGUGAAAUGGAAACUAGAGGUGUUUGUGCUUAUGUAUCUGGAUGAACUGGAUGAGGAAUGGCCUAUGAUAAAAGGGGCAAUGCCAUUUUUGAAACAUAUGAAGGUUCAAGUGUGUCCCAAGCUCAAGCUUUUUCCCUUUGAUGUUACCCGAGAGGGGCAAUGGAAGAAAGGAUGAAACUUGAAAGAUCAUCACUCAAGUCAUUUAUCUUGUAGAAUCAUGCUUCUUUUCAUCACAUUUAUGAACUCAUAAAAUCAAGUUGUUUUA